AUGCCCAAGCGAAAAGGCGCUACGGGGUUUUCCGGCGUGGCCCCCGGGUCCGAUGACGAGGGUGAUUUACAGAUUAACGAAACCCAGGAGGAACGACCCACGAAGAAAACCAGAGGAAGACCUCGCUCAAAGUCCGCGGAGGCUAAGCCGCCUGCAAAGACGAAGACAGACUCGACAACCCCCGCCCCGGCCGCAGAACCGACGACGAAGAGGGCCACGCGCAGAGGUCGACCAAAGGGCUCCGGAACCUCGGUGCAGGCAGCGGAAGAGCAGGAGACGACUGAUCAACAAGAACCAGACAAUGCGACAGAGGAGGAUGGAGGUGCGCAGGCAGAAGAAAAUGCCGCGACUGCCAAUGGCCAGGUAGAUGGCGCGCAGGAGGCCCCCAAGUCCAAAAAAGCUGCAAAACCUGCAAAGUCUACAGGUACACGUGGUCGGAAGAAGGGAAACACGGGGAGUCAGCUCAAGACCGAUGGGGAAUUCGAGUAUACGCCCACCGUGACGCGACAAACAAGAUCCCCAGGAAAGAGGAAGGAACAGGCAGAGCAACCAGAAAAACCAGAGCAGCCGAAGAGACAGCAGCGGAAAACCCGCAUGCAGACCGAGGCCGAUAACGAAGCGCCCGAGACUGAGAACGAGGCGCCCGACGUACCCGAGAUGGUUGAAGAGACGAUGUUGCAGGAAGAGCCCGUGCUGCCGCGUGCGGCUUCGUCCUCGCCCACGAAGCGCAGGCAAUCGACCCUGCUUAGCUCCCCGUCAAAGCGCAGAAGCGGGACCGCUGGUGAGGAGGAGAAGAAUGGGGGAGAGCCGGAGCUACGACGCCGGAUCGGUGAACUUACACGGAAAUGCGAUACUCUAGAGAACCGAUACCGCACCUUGAGGGAGAUUGGCAUCGUGGAGGCAAAUACCAACAUGGACAAGUUACGGAAACAGUGUGAAUCAAUGAAGACUGCAUCGGACAAUGCAGUUGCCUCUUUGAAAGAAGAGCUAGGAGCACAGAAAGCGUUAGGCCAGCAAAGUCGGACCCUGCAGAAACAGUUGAAGGAACGCGACGCCGAAAUUGCUCAGCUCAAAGCGCAAGCUGAAGAAGCCUUGUCUCAAGUGUCGUCGGCCCAAACAGAAGCCAAGGCUCUUAAAACUAAGCUUGCUGCUGCUCGAAAUACCGCCGCAAGCCUGGAAAACGCCGCUAUCAAGGUACCCGGCAGCGCGAUCAAGGGUGGUGGUGCGAACCGGGCCAACGCCGAAGCUGCGCAUGCGGCCCAGUUCGCGCAAUUGAAGGAGGAUCUGUAUAGCGAUCUCACAGGUCUCAUCAUCCGGGACGUGAAGAGGAGGGAGGCUGACAACCUGUAUGACUGUAUCCAGACCGGCAUCAACGGAACCCUUCAUUUCAAGUUGGCCGUCCCUCUGGAUGAAGCCGCCGCCAGUUUCGAGACCGCCGAAUUCCAAUAUAUUCCGCUGUUGGACGAGAACCGAGACCGCGAGCUGGUGGACAUGCUUCCGGAAUACCUCACCGUGGACAUUACAUUUGUUCGCCAGCAAGCAUCGAAAUUCUAUACGCGAUCCUUGUUACUCUCUGGAACUGGAUUUCCUCCCAAGGAACUCAUGGCGCGUCUCGGCCGCGUGGGGUUUCUUACCCUCGCGGUGGUAUUCCACCUCAUAUAUACCUAUUCGAUCUUCGAUAUAUACUUCGUCAGUCCGAUCGUGAGUGGCAUGAGGUCGUAUCGGGUGGAGCGAGAACCCGAUGCUGCAGCUCCAGCCCAACGUCUCUUCCUCUUUGUUGCCGAUGGCCUGCGCGCCGAUAAGGCAUUCCAAGCAUUCCCGGAUCCAGAUGCCUCCCCGGAGGCCGAGAGCGACGACCCCAUCCAUCUCGCGCCUUUCAUUCGAUCCCGCGUGCUUUCCCACGGCACCUUCGGCAUUUCGCAUACCCGCGUGCCCACCGAAUCGAGACCCGGCCACGUUGCGCUGAUCGCCGGUCUCUACGAGGAUGUGUCUGCCGUGACCACCGGGUGGAAGCUGAACCCGGUCAAUUUCGAUAGCGUCUUCAAUCGCAGUCGGCAUACAUGGAGCUGGGGUAGUCCGGAUAUCCUGGCCAUGUUCCAGGAGGGAGGCGUUCCGGGAAGGAUUGAUGCGGACAUGUACAGCGAGUCGGUCGAAGACUUUACGUCGGAUGCGACACAGCUCGAUAUCUGGGUUUUCGAUAAGGUCAAGGAACUCUUUGAAUCCGCCAAGACUGACCCGGAAUUGGAUGCGCGGCUUCGCGACGAUAAGCUCGUGUUUUUCCUCCAUCUCCUCGGCCUCGAUACCACCGGUCACGGCUUUCGCCCCUACUCGAAGGAAUACCUGCACAAUGUAAAGGUUGUGGACAAGGGGGUACAGGAAAUAACCAAGCUGGUGGAGGAAUUCUACGCGGACGACAAGACGGCGUUUGUCUUCACUGCCGAUCAUGGCAUGAGCGACUGGGGCAGCCACGGGGACGGCCAUCCCGAUAACACGCGGACGCCUCUAGUUGCUUGGGGCUCUGGCGUCGCCAGUCCGAGAUACACGCAGGACGGCUUUCCGUCAGGACACGAGGACGGCAUUUCGUCCGAAUACGGACUCGACGAGAUUCAGCGCCAUGACGUCGCGCAGGCAGAUGUCGCCGCUCUGAUGGCCUACCUGGUCGGACUGGAUUUCCCCACGAACUCCGUCGGUCAGUUGCCAUUGGAUUACCUGGAUGCGAGCCCCAAGGACAAGGCGCUCGCUUCCCUUGCAAACACCCAAGAAGUGUUGGAAAUGUAUCGCGUGAAGGAGGAGCAGAAAAGAGCCUCGGUGUUGCGCUAUGUGCAAUUCGAACCCCUCGCGGAUGACGGCGAAACCUCCGUCGAGGAUUAUCUCGAGCAGAUCAAGACCCUGAAUGCCAAUGGCCUGUAUCAGGAGUCGAUCGACUUGUCCGCUUCACUGUUGUUUACGGCAUUGGAGGGACUGCGCUAUCUACAGACGUAUGACUGGCUCUUCCUGCGAACCAUCAUCUCCUUCGGGUACCUGGGCUGGAUCGCGUAUGCGUUGACAACGGUCAUCGAUCUCCACGUGCUGCAUGGGACCUCCGAUUCGAAUCGGACCUUGAUGAGCACUAUCUUCUUCUCAUCCAUCCUUGUCGUGCUCUUCUCGGUGUUCUUGUACCAGGUAUCUUCCUGGCGCUACUAUUUCUACGCACUCUUCCCCGUCUACUUCUGGGAGGAAGUGUUUGCUCGUCGCAAAGCUUUGGCCGCAGGCCGUCGGAUUCUCCUGGGCCAUGUCCAUUCUGCCAGCGGUGUCGUUGGAUUUGUCUUGCAGUCGCUGGCGUUUGUGGGUGUAUUGGAGGCUCUAGUGCAAUCCUAUUUCCACCGCGAGAUCUACACGGGUUGCUUUCUGCUGGGAGCCUUUUGGCCUCUGUUCUACGGCACCAAGGUUGUCAAAGCGAACAAAUUGCUUUCCGCCUCGUGGGCUAUUGGCUGCGGAUUGAUGAGUACUUUUACCUUGCUGCCUGCCAAUAAGGUCGAAGACAUUAAUAUGAUAACCUAUGGGGCAUUGUUAAUGUUCUUCACUGGCCUGCUGUAUCUUCUGUUCGAAGACAGUAUCUUGCGGCAAAGUAAAACCUCAGCACUGUCUGCCACUAGCAGCGGCUCGCGGACAAUCAUGGGCAUCCAGCUCGGCAUGGUCUUGCUUGCUCUUAUCGUUACUCGGUCUAGUGCCACCUCUCUCCAAGCGAAAGAGGGUCUUCCCAUUGGUAACCAGGUGGUUGGAUGGCUUGUGUUGGUUUUCUCGCUUCUCCUACCGUUCUUCCACCAACUCUACCCUAACAGCCAUUACCUGCACCGAUUGAUGAUUAUCUUCCUUACCUUCUCUCCGACCUUCAUCAUUCUGACCAUCUCUUACGAGGGCCUGUUCUACUUUGUCUUCUGUAUGACCCUGAUCACAUGGGUUCGGCUGGAACAUGCCGUUUACGAGUCCACCGCGGCGCCUCCUGCCAAGGAGCAGGGGGCAGGCAAAGAGCCGGAGGUGCCUAAGAAGCCCGGUACGGAGUCCACAGUCAUCGUGCAGGGCCAAGCCUACCCGUACCGGGCCCUAAGCCUGUCCGACGCGCGCGUGGCCCUUUUUUUCUUCUUCCUUCUCCAAUCCGCCUUCUUCAGUACGGGCAACAUCGCGUCCAUCUCCUCGUUCUCGUUGGAAAGCGUCAACCGGCUCAUCCCGAUCUUCAACCCGUUCAGCCAGGGGGCCUUGUUGAUCUUGAAGCUGCUGAUUCCGUUCGCGAUCAUCAGUGCCAACCUUGGCAUCCUGAACCGCCGGCUGGAAGUGGCGCCCAGCGCUCUUUUCAUGGUGGUGAUGUCCAUCUCGGACGUCAUGACGCUGAACUUCUUUUACAUGGUGCGCGACGAGGGGUCCUGGCUGGACAUUGGCACGACGAUCAGUCACUUCUGCAUCGCCAGCUUCCUGUGCACUUUCGUGGCCGGGUUGGAGUUCUUGAGUGAGGCCUUGAUCAGCGGAGUACACUUUGGUCGGGACGCUGUCAACGGCACCGCGGAGGAUGCUUCCUCGGAGAAGGCUGACGGGGUGAAUGAGAAAAUGGCCCGGUAG
Molecule: messenger RNA, 4593 nt
Organism: Aspergillus affinis
Lineage: Eukaryota; Fungi; Ascomycota; Eurotiomycetes; Eurotiales; Aspergillaceae
Product: mannose-ethanolamine phosphotransferase MCD4
Exons: 8
Coding region: 1-4593 (1530 amino acids)
Biological process (GO): GPI anchor biosynthetic process
Cellular component (GO): endoplasmic reticulum membrane
Molecular function (GO): mannose-ethanolamine phosphotransferase activity; protein binding
Source: RefSeq, a predicted model, not a curated record